Echinococcus granulosus is the source of this 2490-nucleotide messenger RNA. Its product is annotated as SCY1-like protein. The coding region runs from base 1 to 2490 and encodes 829 amino acids. Gene Ontology annotation, biological process: protein phosphorylation. The record is from RefSeq and is a predicted model, not a curated record. The transcript has 14 exons. Gene Ontology annotation, molecular function: ATP binding; protein kinase activity. NCBI's taxonomy places the organism in Eukaryota, Metazoa, Platyhelminthes, Cestoda, Cyclophyllidea, Taeniidae.
AUGGAUAGCGUCAUAAAUAGACUACGCAACACUGUUUCCAGUGCUCUACCCGGAAAUCAGGUCUCAAGGGAGUUUGAUCUUGAAGAGCAAGUUGGCUCAUCGGGACCGGGUCUUUUGUGGAAGCUUUACUCGGCAACUAAAAGAUCUUCAAAAGAGGCAGCAACGGUAUGGAUAUUCGAAAAGAAAGCGCUCGAACGUUUUUCAAAGCGCGAAAGGGAAAUGAUUUUAGAAAAAUUGAAACAGGGUGUUGCAGCCCUUACUCGCUUCCGACAUCCUCGGAUUCUUUCUGUUGUUCAUCCUCUGGAGGAGUCACGUGAAAGCCUCGGCUUUGCAACUGAAUCACUUUUCACUUCCCUGUCCAAUGCCCUUGGGAAAGUCACCAAUCUUAGCAGACCGGUCAUUGAAAAACUGAACAAUUUCAAGUUUACGGAAACGGAACUGAAAUAUGGUAUAAUUCAGAUCUGCGAGGCGCUAACGUUCAUCCACCGGGAGGGACACCGAUUUCAUUUGAAUGUAUCUCCGGAGUCAAUUGUAGUGAACCGUCUUGGCUCCUGGAAACUCUGCGGUUUCGAGUUUGCCUGCGAAGGAAAUGAUGGUGAGGGUGUCGACAUUCCCUCCUGGCAAUCCUCCGUCCCUUCACUUUGUCAACCCCAUCUCGACUUCUGUGCCCCUGAAGUCGUUAUUGAGGGCAGAGGAUAUGCAGCUAGUGAUAUGUUCUCUAUCGGAGUGUUAAUUCACGCUAUCUAUAACGACGGAGUGUCGCUUAUCAAUUGUCAUGAGAGUUAUGGCGCCUAUCGGGAGGCUGUUAAGAAGCUGAAACCCCUUUCUCCGCAUAUCCUUGCCAACAUUCCACCGAGUAUUCGAGAUUACGUGAAGAUGCUCCUUCAACCCGACAUUGAUAUUCGACCAGAUGCACAUGAAAUUUUGAAGUCGCCUUUCCUAGAUGACGCUAACGUGACAUGUUUGAGGAGCCUCGAUGACCUCUACCAGAUGGAUAAUCUGGCUCGAUCGAAGUUCUACAGAAAUCUACCCAACUCUAUCAAAAGUUUACCACCGCGAAUCAACCUGCAUAGGGUCUUUCCCCAACUGUCGCAGGAGUUCCCGAACAAGAGUAUGAUCCCGUUUGUACUCCCCUCCAUCCUCCAAAUAAUCGAUAUAGUCAGUCGUGAAGAGGUCGCCACCUACAUUAUGCCAAGAUUUAAACAUGUCCUUGCUGUACAUGAACCCAUUCAGGUGGUUCAGGUGUUGCUGCAAAACUUGGGUAUCCUAGUGGCUAAGCUCUCACUAAGUGACUUCAAAACCUACGCGCUACCUGUACUCAAUUCUGCCCUCGACUCAGAUGUCACUCCAACUCUUGAGUUGUGUCUACAAGGUCUUCCAGAGGUGGCUCAACUGAUGGACUUCAGUGUGUUGAAGAGCAACAUCGUUCCACGUCUAAAGAAAGUUUACUUUCGGGUGGACCUUGUUAACAUGCGUUUGGAGGUACUAGUGUGCAUGGCCAAAUUACUUGAAUAUUUGGACAGAUGGAGUGUUAUGGACGAUAUUCUCACCUUCUUAACGGAAAUACGCUCUCGAGAGUCAAAAAUUCUUGUUGCGGUACUAGCGAUCUACCAGAUAGCAUUCAGUCACAAGAAAUUGGGCAUCUCACGCGACUUUCUUGCCUCCAAAUCCAUUCCGCAUCUGCUGCAGUUGUCGAUGGAUUGCAAUCUCACACCACUUCAGCACGCAGCGUUUGCCGACCUAGUGAGAGAAAUGUUCACCGCUAUUGAAACGGAGCAGCGUGCCAAGCUGAUCGAAAUGCACAGUCUUGGCGAAGAUGCUGCAGCGUUUGUCUCACCAUCACUGAAGUUGGAUGGCACGGCCUCUGAAAUGGUCAGUUCCAUUAUGCUCUCUUUGACCGGCGUGAGUACUUCACCCACACGCAUGAUUCCCACUGCUGAGGGUGGAGCAAAGAAUCCGGCGACCGAGGAGCCCAAUGCGCCAGGCACGCUUGCACUCCAGCCCCAGCAGGCGCACCUAAGCCUGGGGGCGAAGAAACGCGCGGCCGACUUGGAACAGUUGGAGCGUCUGAAACAGCAGCCCAGCCUACUCACACCUAAGGCAGCUCCACCACCCCGCCCUGAGCCUACUUCCACCAAUCUCUCGGAUUUGUUGAUUAAUUCAAAUCUCUCCCUUGAUUGGAAUCGGACCGCCAACCAAUCUGCCUUCCCACCAAUGGUGCAAAACUCCACUGCUCCCUUUGGCGGUCUCGGUGGAAGUAUCAAAUCCCCACAACAGCCAGACUAUCCCUACCCAGACUCCACCAACACAUCAUUCAACGGCGGAAACAUGUUCUUCCGCCAAGGUAACAAUCAAUUGCAAUUACCCCCCACCUCCACAAUGUAUGGACGACCCAUGGCGCCCUCGGCCUUCAGCCAACCCGUACAAAGUACCCAGAGUAGCAAAACCCCCAUCCUUUCCAACUCCGAUAUAAUGGAUCUCCUAGGUUGA